Molecule: messenger RNA, 2106 nt
Organism: Nothobranchius furzeri (turquoise killifish)
Lineage: Eukaryota; Metazoa; Chordata; Actinopteri; Cyprinodontiformes; Nothobranchiidae
Product: jun dimerization protein 2
Biological process (GO): regulation of transcription by RNA polymerase II
Cellular component (GO): nucleus
Molecular function (GO): RNA polymerase II cis-regulatory region sequence-specific DNA binding; DNA-binding transcription factor activity, RNA polymerase II-specific
Source: RefSeq, a predicted model, not a curated record
ACACCCAGUUUCUGUUGUGACUCCGCAGCGUCAAUCGUUUACGGCAGCGGCGGAGCAGAAUUACCGUCGUUGACGGUGUCGGUCUGUGAGCUGAAACUUUGUAGUGUGUAUGUUUUCUGGUUGCUAUGGGUGGAGCUGAGAGAGUCGUCCUCAUUAUUUUCAUCCACGCUUACGUCCGGGACCAGAGUUCCGCAUUCCUGAGCUUCUCACUAGGUACUUAAACGAGCUGAUGCAACGACCUCCGUUCAGCCCUCUAAACACGCCAGUCUCUACACUCUCGCCGACAUAUUACUGAAUUAUUACCUCUGCACGUUUUGGACGCACAACAGCGUCCAAAAACGGUUCAUCAUUGAUAAAAGACAACUGACGGGUUUCCUCUGACGGCGGCAGAGGUCGGGCUGGUCAUGAUGCCGGGACAGAUACCGGACACUUUGCUAGCGGCGGGCUCACUACCCAGCCUGGGCCCACUGGCGGGCAUUUCAGCCACGACGCUCACCGAUCAGUUGAAGCUGGCGGACUUCCACCAGUUCAGUACCGUAAUAUCCCCGCUGCACUUCCUGGGACGGCUAGGGAAGAGGCCGCUGGCCAUCAAAACGGAGAUGGAUGAAGAUGAAGAAAGAAGGAAACGAAGACGGGAGAAAAACAAAGUCGCAGCAGCAAGAUGCCGAAACAAAAAGAAGGAACGUACCGACUUCCUCCAAAGGGAGUCCGAGCGUCUGGAAAUGGUGAACUCUGAGCUGAAGGCCCAGAUCGAGGAACUCCGUCUGGAGCGGCAGCAGCUGAUGGUGAUGCUCAACCUCCACCGGCCCACCUGCAUAGUGCGGACCGACAGCAUCAAAACACCAGAGAGUGAGGCCAACCCGCUGUUGGAGCAGCUGUCCACCGAAGCCAAGUGAAAACCAGGAAACUUUGGACUUAAAAGUCCCCGGAGCCUGAACUAGAACAUUUAUGGAUGCCAUUUAACGACUACAUAACGGGCAGUGCCGUUCGGAACAAGCACUUUUGCCCAAAGACCAGAGGCUGUGGUGCUUCUCAUCGCUACAAGAGCUGGCUCUGUUCAGUGGAAGACCGGAAACAGCCGGUCGAGUGUUGUUGAAAGCCGCUGUGCCUGCCUAGUUGUUACUUCAGCCAUCUCUACGGGAAGGGACCAGCGGAGGUUCAGCAGGAGGAAACAUGCCUACAGCAUCCUGGUGCUCUGUUACCAAAGUCCUGAGGUGAUGUCUUAGGGAUGCGUCGAUGCAGAGGCUAAAAAGAGACUCGGGUGUUCUGAAGUUUUUUGUAUGCUAGUAUAAAUCCAGGUGUGGAGUUUUUAGGUUACAAUACUCGAUACAAGUCCACCAGGUGGAAUCGAGCUCCUGCCUCGACCCAAGCAGUUACUGGUUGAUCCCAUUAGUGGUGACGCUGGCGUCAUCAAAAGCACAUAAUCACAAAACGUUUACACCCUUGUUUUUGUUUAUACUACUUGUUUAUUUUUCAUUAUUGUGCUUGUUUUAUACCGCUUAAUACAUAAACGGAUGAAAUGCUUGUUAAUCACUUGAUGUGAUCGGUCUUUUGGCAGUAUUUGAGUCUGUCCUGCACCCGUGUUUAUGUAUGAACUCGCAUAUCCUGAACAGAUUAAAUUUUAUUUUCUAUCUAAAAGGUUAAGAAGAAGUCUUUUGCAUUUUCUGUCACGGUACCAGAAAUAUUAAAUGACAGAAAUUGUGCAAUCCUGUUUUCUUCCACAAAGACAUGUUGCCAGAAUCAGGGCAUUACUUUCAUUUGCACAACUCUUAAAGGGUCAGAUGUGCUUUUAUUUCCUCUCCCUCUUGAUUACGGCAGCUUCCCCUUUUUAGAACUCGUCAGUUCUCAUCAGGCUUUUGAGAUGUCCUUUUUUAUGUCUUUCUUUAAAUUUUUAAAAAACAUAUCAAACGAUCACAUUUUUCUUAACUUGAAGAUGAUGCAGCCCAUCCCUCUGCAUCGUCCUAACGAUGCUCCGUGCAUUUGUCCUGAUGAGACCGCGUGCACGUUUCUGUUGGUGAAUCCUUUCUGCAACACAUAAAUCCUUAAACAAAAACGUCCUGACAGUGCAAACAGAAAAACAAUAAAGCCGUACUGAGCUGUUCAAAA